Messenger RNA from Gopherus evgoodei (Goodes thornscrub tortoise), 1624 nucleotides. Its product is annotated as HLA class II histocompatibility antigen, DR alpha chain-like. Gene Ontology annotation, molecular function: MHC class II protein complex binding. Gene Ontology annotation, biological process: immunoglobulin production involved in immunoglobulin-mediated immune response; peptide antigen assembly with MHC class II protein complex; antigen processing and presentation of exogenous peptide antigen via MHC class II. Bases 51 to 827 code for a protein of 258 amino acids. Gene Ontology annotation, cellular component: MHC class II protein complex; membrane. Lineage: Eukaryota; Metazoa; Chordata; Testudines; Testudinidae. The transcript has 5 exons. The record is from RefSeq and is a predicted model, not a curated record.
CCCCAUAGCACUACCGGCCCUGCACCCAGCCCAGUGCCCGGGGAGAGGAGAUGGGCGCAGGACGGGGCGUCCCCAUGGCCCAGCUGGCCCUGCUCACCCUGCUGGCCCUGCCGGGUGCCGGGGCAGUGACAGUGGAGAACAUACUGUCCCAGGCGGAGUUCUACCAGCGCACGGACCAGUCCCAGCAGGGGUCUGGGGAGUUCAUGUUCGAGUUCGACCAGGAUGAGAUCUUCCACGUGGACCUGGAGAGGAAGGAGACCGUCUGGCGCCUGCCCGACUUCGGCAAGUUCGCCAGCUUCGAGGCGCAGGGCGCCCUGGGUAACAUCGCCGUGGACAAGCAGAACCUGGACAUCCUGUUCCAGAGGUCCAACCACACGUGGGCUGAGAAUGUGCCCCCUGAGGUGACCGUGUUCCCUGAAGACCCCGUGGAGCUGGGAGAGCCCAACGUCCUGAUCUGCUUCGUGGACAAGUUCUUCCCACCGGCGCUCAGCGUGACGUGGCUGAAGAACGGGCAGGAGGUGACUGGGGGCGUCUACGAGACCGACUUCUACCCCCGCCAGGACAACUCUUUCCGCAAGUUCUCCUACCUGCCCUUCCUCCCCAGCCAGGGCGACUUCUAUGACUGCCGGGUGGAGCACGGGGGGCUGCCCAAGCCCUUCACAAAGCACUGGGAAGCCCAGGUGCCCACCCCUGUCCCCGAGACCACAGAGACCCUGGUGUGCGCCCUGGGCCUGGCUGUGGGCAUCGUCGGCAUCAUCGCGGGCACCAUCCUCAUCAUCAAGGGGAUGAAGAUGAACGCUGCCCGCAACCCGCGGGGCCCCUUGUAAACGCGUGGAGGAGCUGGGGCCCCUGAAUCCCCCAGGUGCCUUCGUGGGACCCACUCGCAUGCCCGCUGUGCGCUGCCCCCAGCGUCCCUGCUCCGUGCCCAUUGGUACCAGCUGCUGUACCCAGACCACUGGCCCCGUAAUUGUGCUGAGCCAACCCACUAGAGACUCAUCAGGGAGCCGGCCCCUUGGGCUCCCCACUUCUCCGCACUCCUGUGCUGGGCUUGGGGGGGGCCUAGCCAGGGAGAGGGCUGCUGCCCAUGGGGCUGGGAAUGGGGGUCACCCCUCAUCAGGGGGCAGCAGGGGAGAGGGCUGCUGCACCGUGGGGAUGGGGAUGGGGGUCACCCCUCGUCAGGGGGCAGUAGGGCCCACAGGACUGAUCCAAACCCCAUUGCCGUCACGGGGAAGGUUUCUCUUGACUGCAGUGGGUGCAGGAUUGGGCCCCAAGCCUGGCCCCUAUUGGCCAGAGGCUGCUGUCAGUCACCCCAGGUAAAGCCCCUUCAGCCACACAGGAGGCUUUGGGCCAGAUUAGGCCAUUCCCAGUCAAUGGGGUCCCGGUGGGGCAGGAUCAGGCCCAUGGCUGUUGGGGAGCAGCCCCAGCGCCCGGCUAAAGGCCCCAUCGCACCCGUGUGUGGCUCCUGCAGGGUCCAGCCCUGUUGAGCCCAGCGCGGGGUCUGUGUGCAAAGGGCCCAGUCCCUGUACAGCCCCCGCCCUGUGCCCCGGGUGUGUCCACAGCCCUGCGCCCCCCCAUCUCACUCUGCAGCUUUGCUAACAGCAAUAAAGUGGGUUUUUGGGACGUU